CUCUUACCUUAAAAAAACCCAACCAUCUCGCUGAUCGAAUAACAAUGCAGACACAAGAAAUAUCAGACGACUCUAUAAAAGCCGUUAAGACGCCUCUUAAACCUACAGAAAGACCACCAAAAACAUCUUUUAGAACAUCAUCUACACCAUCUUCAUGUUCAAGUACAUCCAGAGCGUUAACAACGCCGGCACGUCGUUCAGCAACUCGCGUUCCCUUUCAAAAUAUGUCUUUAAAUGAAGAACUUGAAAGAAACUGCUGUGAUACACAGAAACGAUUGUUAUCAACACCAGCACUUCGGGUUGCACGGCCCUUAAGGCCUCGAGGAACACCGGGUACAGGAAGUAGUGAAGCAAAGAAUGGGAGAAAUAACGGGAGUUUGGAUGUUUUAUGUGAGAAGAAGAAGCAGGAAAGACGUGAGAAACAAAACAGAAUAAGUUAUGUUGGAAGGACGCUGCAGAAAAACCAAACACCGCAGCGUAUAAAGAGAUCAUCGGUGAUAACGGGUGCAGGACACUCAACAGGAGAAAAAGGAACAUUUCAUAUAAAUCCAGGCAAGGAAAAGGACAAAGAAGAAGUAAAAGAAGGGAGGGAAAAGCAUGUGAGGGCAAGGAACUGUGUAAAUACGCAAACGAAAACACAAAUGAAAACAUAUGUGUCUCCAACGAAUUUACAAAAGAAAUCGGCUAGUAAAGGGGAGAAAGAAAUGGAUAAUAAGACAAAUAAUAUGAAGGAAGGAUUUUCUACGCCUGUCAAAUCGAAAAAGCAGAGUUCAAACGAUACGAAAUUAGAAGAUUUUCUAUGUAAUAAUAAAAAAACAAAUAUUGUGAAUGAAUCAACGUUUAAAUACAAGGAAAACUAUUCAUUAGAUGAAUCUGGUAUGCGUGUUUUAGGUACACCAGAAUCAUACACGAAUACAUGUCAGGUUGAUGAUAAAACAUAUAUAUAUCAGCCUAUGUUUUUAACGGCGAAAUUGAGCAAUAUGAGAAUUACAACACCAAGUCAUUGUCGUGAUAUACUUGUUCCAAUUACAAGUGAUUAUACAUCAAGUGAUUCGGAAUCGGAUUAUGAAGCUAUGGAUAAAGAUACAGAUAAGCUUUUUCAAACUAUACCAAAUUCAUCAUUGAAUUCGUCUGCAUUUAUUAAGUCAAAGCCACUAGGACAUGUUACCGCGUAUUUAGAUAUUAAGGCAAUGGAUAAUAAUGAUGCUAGUCUGAGUUUUAAAUGUAUCCUUACUGAGCUUGGUGCAACGAUUAAGGAAAAAUGGAAUUGGACUGCUCCUUCAACCGAUAUGUUAAUAAGGAUGGAUAAUUCAAAUGGUUUUCAAAGCAUUGGUAUUACGCACGUAGUAUGGCGAUCUGGAAGCACCAAAAUUCUUGAAAAAGUUAAAGCAGCAAACAAUUACUUAGAAAAAAUUAACGAGUCUCGAAAAAUACAUUGUGUAGGAAUAAAUUGGAUCAUGAAAUGUGAAGAAGAAGAUAGACAUGUUGAUGAAACAAAUUAUCUAAUAAACUUGGAUCUGGAUACAUUUUCAUGCAAUAAAAGAACGCCCAUGGAACCUAGGACAUUAACACCUACAUUGCCCAAUUCGAUUAUGUUGCCAUCUGAAAAGAAGCCUUCUGUUCCUAAAACCGCACCGCCUAAACCAUUUACAGAACUUGAACGAUGCAGUUUAAUUGCUGCAAAAAAGAAAAUUGAUUUUCAUAAACCGAUUGUAUCCAGUCCUCUUGCAAGAAAAUGUUGGACUGUUUCUUCUGAGUAAUAUCAAUUAAUAUAUUAACAAAUCUAACAUAAUCUUUAAUACAAAA
Messenger RNA from Pneumocystis carinii B80, 1806 nucleotides. RefSeq lists its product as hypothetical. The record is from RefSeq and is a predicted model, not a curated record. The transcript is spliced from 4 exons. NCBI's taxonomy places the organism in Eukaryota, Fungi, Ascomycota, Pneumocystomycetes, Pneumocystales, Pneumocystaceae. Bases 45 to 1760 code for a protein of 571 amino acids.